AGUCAUUCCAGUUGCGUAUCCUGCUGGUGAAACAGCAGCGGACUGAAUCUUCGAUCUUCUUUCUUCGUACCUGACUACCAAGCACCACUGAGCCACCAAGGAUGAGACAACGGCUUAGCACUCUGCUUCUUCUGCUUCACCUUGGCUGUUUAACUUUGGCAUGGGCAAGCAGCAGGCACUUCUGUGGCGACACUUCCGGCCGUGACAUCUGCAACGAUGGCCGCUGGGAUGGCCAUCAGCGCCAGGACGACUACGAUGAGCACAUGGUUUACAGACAAGGCGCGGCGGAGAGUCAGAGGACAGACCGCGUAGAUUCAGUGGCGCGUGAUGAUCGCGGCAAGGAAAGGCGCGAGGAAACAAGGGUUCGGUUGGACUCAUCCCUGCGAGUUGAGGCUCGUGAAGCUCGUAAUGAGCGACGUGAAACUCGAGAAGAGCGGGUACAGCCACGCGAAACUCGUGAAGUUCGAGUGGACCGACGUGCAGCUCGUGAAGAUCAACUAGAGGCUCGCGAAGCUCGUGAUGAGCGACGUGAAUCCCGGGAAGAGCGAGUACAGCCACUCGAAACUCGUGAGGCUCGAGUGGACCGACGUGCAUCUCGUGAAGAUCGAGUAGACCGACGUGAAUCUCGUGAGGAUCGAUUGGAGGGUCGGGAAGCUCGCGUAGAGCGAGUUGAGCAACGCGAAGCUCGUGACAAUCAAGUUGAGCUCCGUGAAAUUCGUGAGAACCGAGAACAUCGACGUGUAACUCCAGAGGAACGAGUCGAGCAACGCGAGAUCCGUGAGGACCGUGUUGAGCGACGUGAAGCUAAGGAAGGGCAACGAGACACUCGUGAGAUGCUGAUGGAUCGGCGGGAGGAGCGCGAAUCGGACAGGCGUGACUUUGAAACUCGGCGUGUAGCAGCGAACGAAAGACGAGUUGAACGCCGAGUAGAACUGGAAAUGUCCAGACGUGAGGAACGCCGUGACGAUCGAGCUAGUCUAGACAGGCAUUUGUCCCGACGCAUGGAACGUGAACAGAUUGAGCGAGACUCUGAGGAACGCAUCGAGAUGGACAAUCAUCGACGAGCAGAAGACCGACGUGUUGAACGACGCGAAGAGCGAGAGAACCGAGUUCGAUUCGUUUUUGAUGUUAGGUCUGACGAAGACAACUCUCGACGAAGCGAAGACAGGAAAGAAGAGCGCGACAAUGAACGCAGCGUGAAGCGACGGGAAGAGCGCAACUCAGCUAGGCGUGUGGACCAAGAUGAAGAUCUCGACAGGGUCAACCACCGUCGAGAAGAGAAUGAAGACGUUCGCCGUGCAGAGCAAGAAUCCUUCCGUCGAAUCGACUUGAGACGAAUGCAGGAAAACGACGGUGCUCGAGAUGAGGAACGAAGGAUUGAGAACAGUAUUAACCGCAGGGAAGAACGCCAAGCUGAACGUACCAAGGAACGUGUAGCAGAGCGCAGGAUGGAGCGUGUCGAAGAGGAAGUAGUACGGGAAGAUACCCGACGAGUUGAGCGAAGAGAAGUACAACGGCGUGUAAAUGGGGAAGAGUUCCGAACUAGUGAACGGCGAGAGGAGCGAGAAGACACACGUCGUGAGGACCGAGAAGACACACGUCGUGAGAACCGAGAAGACACACGUCGAGUCGAGCGCGAUGGUCUGCGAAGAGAAGAACGAGACGAGAAUCUGGUUGAUUUCCGAAGAGAGGAUCUUCGCAGGGAAGAGCGAGAAAACCAAAGGGAAGAUCUUCGCCGAGAACGCCGAGUACAGCGCCGUGAGGGACGUGAUCAUGUUGAACGCGAGCUUUCCAGACGAGAGAUUCGUGAGCCCUUGGAUGAGCGUGUACUUCUUACCUCCCAAGUGAAAACCAAAGGCUGGCUGAGUUAUGGAAAACGAGAACUGCUGAUGACCGGGCAGAUCCUUCUCCUGGCUGCUCUCUACAAGAAGUCCACGGCCAGCGGCAAGGGAUUUGGUCAUGCUCUGAAUGAGCAGAUCCAGGGCUACUUGCAGGCCAUUGGUUGCUAGGAUGCACAAAGGAAAUCGAUGACCCUUCCCAAAUUUGAAAGCCCCGAAUGAGUAAACGGAUAUGGAUCAAGGAAAACAGAAUUACUACCCCCAGAAAAUGCAAACGGACCCGACAGCAAGCGACGAGCAGAGCAGAAUGGGAUGGGUUACUCCGCCGGAGCAUUGUACAAUUUAAUCCAACUGUUACUGUAACCAAAAACAUUCCCCCUACCCUGUUGUAGCCAACAAAAGCAUAACGAAAAUAUAUGAUGGGAUGCUCGAGUAGCCGAGCAUCUGCAAACUGCAUUGCAA
Drosophila simulans is the source of this 2300-nucleotide messenger RNA. Its product is annotated as trichohyalin. NCBI's taxonomy places the organism in Eukaryota, Metazoa, Arthropoda, Insecta, Diptera, Drosophilidae. The transcript has 2 exons. Bases 102 to 2009 code for a protein of 635 amino acids. The record is from RefSeq and is a predicted model, not a curated record.